AUGCAAAACCUGGAAGGCCUGACCUUGCGCAGCGUGCCGUCCAAAAUCAACCGCACGCUACUCGUUUUCCUGAUGCAAAACAAGGAUCAUGCUGAGAUUGAGGCCCCCGGUCGAUACGUGGGACAGGGGCUACGGUCGUUAUAUCUCGGGGCCUACAAGAGUACUUCUUGGUCAGAUGGGUGGGGCCUUGGUCAAAACGAGAUUGUUUUCUACAUGGAACGACUUGAGAAGCUCCACAUCCAAGGCGCUAUAAUAGGCUCCUUGCGCCCAGGAAGCUUUGGGAAAUUAUUUCCUCCUAAGAAGACAGCUCUCAAAGACCUGGCGUUGGUUAGCUGUCAAAUUGAACCAUCUACAUUUGGACAGAUCCUCGCCUUCCCUACGGGCCUUACCCACAUCACCAUGAGAGGCGGAUGGUCGCAGCCGAGCGGGGCAUUCGAGAGAGAGGGCUUUCGAUCCGAGUACAUUGCAGCAAUACAACGGAGCGACUCGUCUGAUGUGGAGUAUCUUGAUUUCGACAUGAUGGAUACAGAAAACAAGCCGGCUUUCGACCGCUUGUACUGUUUGAAACAGCUCACAAUCCCCGUAGAGACGUAUGCGUACCACGAAAGAAACCCAUGUGAUGAAUUUGGUGCAUCCGAUCUUGAUGAGUGUCUUCCUGCCAGUCUGGAGACUCUCAUAUUAAAUGAAUUCGACCGAAAAGGUACCUUCUUCGAUAGCAUUGGUGAACGGGUGGAGGCCGGGGAGCUUCCAAAUCUGCGGACGGUUAUAUACAGGAGGUUCUAUGGCGAGGGCCAGAAAGAGAGCACGGAGGACUGGGAGGAUGGUAUUGAAGCGUUGCGGGAAUUGGGGGUGGAGUUUUCUAUUGUCUCUCAUCACGGUCCAACUACCAUGCCUGAGAACGAUAAUUGGCCAUGCGGAUGCUGGGUCUAUGCAUACUAA
Messenger RNA from Penicillium psychrosexuale, 939 nucleotides. RefSeq lists its product as uncharacterized. Bases 1 to 939 code for a protein of 312 amino acids. The record is from RefSeq and is a predicted model, not a curated record. Lineage: Eukaryota; Fungi; Ascomycota; Eurotiomycetes; Eurotiales; Aspergillaceae. The transcript is spliced from 2 exons.